GCCCCGCAUGUCCCGUUCCUCUUCCCCCCCGUUCUUCCUCCCUCCCUCCCCAAAAGGAAAAUAAAAAAAUUAAAAAAUAAAUAAAUAAGUCCCUUCGUUGCCAAGGGUAACGGCGCUCCUCCCCUCUGCAAAGGGCGGGAAAUCGCGCCGCCAUGGGGGACAUCCAUGAGGUGCCGCGGCAGCGCAUCGCCACCGCCCACCUGGCGCAGAACAUCGGGCAGCCCGUCUGCUUCGUGGGCCGCAUCGAGAAGAUCCAUCCUAGCGGGAAGCUCUUCGUGCUCUCGGAUGGAGAAGGGAAACACACAACGGUGGAGCUGAACGAACCUCUAGAUGAAGAGCUCUCAGGAGUUGUUGAAGUAGUGGGAAGAGUAACAAAUCAGGCAACCAUCAUGUGCAUGUCAUAUGUCCAGUUCAGAGAAGACAAAAGUCCAUUUGAUCUGGAACUCUACAAUGAAGCACUGAAAAUUAUUCAUGAAUUCCCUGAAUACUUCCCAUUCGGCACUGGGAGGAACAAUUGAUUUUUCUUAGUAUAUAUUUAGAGCUCCAUAGGGGACAGCAGUACCAUGGCUUUCUUGCCUGACAGCAUGGUAACAGUUGCAUUUAUUUCCAACAAAUGUACUGUUAUUUGUUUCAACAAAUAUGCUGUUUUAUGUGCCACAUAUGGCCGGUGAAGAGUGCUAUCUUUGACAAUUUAUGCAGCAAGAAGGAGAACACUUCUGUGGGUAUCUCACUGUCUGUAUAAUGAGGAAUAUUCUUUUGCAAGACUGAACUUGCUAGAAAGUGAAAUUUUUUUUUGGCAUCUUGGUGGUAGAGGUUCUAGGAGACUUUAUAGAAACCUUGUAUGGUAAACAUUUGGUGGGGUUUUAAUGUAAAGACUUUUUUAAAAAAUUUCAUUUGCUAUGAUACAAAUUUAUGGAACAUGGGGAGGUUAUUUUGCAUCUUGUAAAUGAUCUCUUCUCCAAUUAAAAAGAUCAUA
This is a messenger RNA of Calypte anna (Anna's hummingbird), 976 nucleotides long. RefSeq names its product replication protein A3 (gene RPA3). Gene Ontology annotation, biological process: nucleotide-excision repair; double-strand break repair via homologous recombination; mismatch repair. Lineage: Eukaryota; Metazoa; Chordata; Aves; Apodiformes; Trochilidae. The transcript is spliced from 4 exons. Bases 153 to 518 code for a protein of 121 amino acids. Gene Ontology annotation, molecular function: single-stranded DNA binding; damaged DNA binding. Gene Ontology annotation, cellular component: nucleus; site of double-strand break; DNA replication factor A complex. The record is from RefSeq and is a predicted model, not a curated record.